This is a messenger RNA of Lymnaea stagnalis (great pond snail), 33540 nucleotides long. Lineage: Eukaryota; Metazoa; Mollusca; Gastropoda; Lymnaeidae. The record is from the annotation of a GenBank genome assembly.
GGGAGAUAAAGCUGAGAAAAUGAUGUGUAGGGGAGGGGAAAUUGUAUAUAAUAAACAGAUAUUGAAACCCUCAGAACUGCAUUUACCACAAUGAUCCCUUGGUAUUUGCUAAAGUUUUAUGCCCAAAGGCACUCGAAAUUUACUGCAUCCUGCAUUGUUCUUUUUAUCAUCAAUUUACUCUUUUACAAGUAAGUCAAGUGCCAUACUCAUACAUAUCUGAUCAUCGGAACUAUAGAGUUAGAAUAGACUCUAAUAGAAAAUAGACUAAUGUCUAGUCUAUGUAUGAUAUGUAAGUUUAUAUAAGUAAAAUGGGCAUUAUCAUGAUAAUCAUAAGGCUUGUAAGUUAUAAGGCAGUGUACAUACAGAAAAAAUACAGAACAAUUUAAAUUUAAAGAAUUUACCUCUCUAAGUCUAAAUGACUGAUUACCUUCUUCAGCAGACAAAGUCAAACAAAACAAGAAAAAACAAAUUGUUUGAAAUUAAUCAAAAACUCAAGUGUUCCCAGAUCACAAUGUAGCUCACUCAGUGACAAUUUCUGUGUAAUUUAAUUAAAAGUUACUUUUUAUUUCAUGUAUUUUAUUGUUCUCUGAAGAAGUCAAUUAGUGGAAACAUCCUUUUCAUUGUUCUCUCUUUUUUUAAAAACCUAAACAUAUUUUGAUUCAUACAAAUACCUGUCCCUGUCCUGAAUUGAAAAAAAUUAUUUGACAUCGUUCCAUCUUCGCAAUACGAUGAAGUAGUUAGUGACACUUCAUCAAAUCGCCUACGAGGCUGAUACUGGAAUGGCAAUCUUGUUUGACUUAUUGCAGGAAAACUUUGACUCCUGGUUAAAUUUAGCCUUUUGUAAUGCUCUUUUUGUUGCAAGGGCUUCAUUUUGCUCAUCUUCUGACUGUUUGACUCUUUCAUAUACUGCUGUUCACCAACUGGAACGGUGCUCAGCAAUGAUCUUCCAUUCAUUGAUUUCUAUUUUGGCUUCAUGCAUGUUCCUUUUGCAAGCAUCCUUAAAUUGCAGUCACAGCUGUCCAAUAACUCUUGCCCCUUCUGCCAACUCUGCAUAAGCAGAUCUUUUGGAAUAAGGCCUUUCUCCAUUCUCCUGACAUAGCCUAACUAGCGAAGGUGCCUUCUGGCUAGAGCAUAGAAUAUGCUAUACACUUUGGCAUGUUCUGAAACCUCUGGUUGCAACGCACAAGCACAGUUAUUAUUAUAAAAAGUUAUGUAUAUUCUUCUGUUCUCUUUUUAUCUUUUUUUUUUUACCCAUUUUUGGGGGGAAAUUGGUUUCUUUUUUACACAGUUUUACUAGCAGAAUUAAAAAAAAACAAAUUAAUGCAAGACGUCUGCAAAGCACCUAAUUGUACAUUUUGAAAAUAUUUAUAGUUCUACUCAUUGCUAAGAUAUUUAUAUUUAUACACUUGAAUGCAACUUUUUGCUUAACUGUUAUCAAAUGAGGAGAGUAUUAUAACAUGAGUAAGGAAUAUUCUUUCUUUGUGCACAAUUUGCUAUUCCUGAAUAGGGUCAGGCAUACAAAAUCUUAUCUUAGGGAUGUGGCAGUAACACCUUUGUUUAAAUGGCUGAAUGAUGCUCUCGUGACUGAAGAAAUUAUUAAAAAGAGAUAUUCUAAUUAUUGUUGAGAAAAUUAAACUCUGUUAAAAUAGACUUUUAAAAUCACAAGAUUAAUUUUGCUUUUGAAUUUCAGCUGUUACCAAAUAUUUCUGAUAUUCUGGAUGUUCAUAGCUGGGAUUAUUUUUGCAUAUAGUUUACUUAGGUAAGUAUGCAUUUAAAUUUUUUUAAAAAUAUUUAUAAUCUUUACCAUGACAAGCAAAGCCUUUCAAAUUCUGUUGUUGCAGGUUUGUCCACACAUGGCGCCCAGGCAGUAUUUUUCCUAAGGGUUUGUCCCUGAACUUUAGUGAGGCUUGUCUUAAAACUCAUAACUUCUUCUCAGGAUAGUUGCAUGUGAAAGAGACUAGAAAUAAACUUUUUAAAAAAUGAGCAAACUGCUAUAUUAAGGCUAAAACGUUAAUAUAUAUUUUCUUUUGCAGUCCAACUUCAGUCUUACCAAACCUACUCCCCAUAUUCUCAAAAAGUUCAAAGGUAAAAAUAUUCAAUAUUUAUUUUCUAUUCUACUUUUAUUUUUCUUUGGUUUUCUCCGUAAUGAUAAAUAUGUCCAUGGACUCUAAGUGUAUUUUAGCUAAUUUCAGUAUGAACGUUGCUUGAAUUAGAAAUUCUACUUAUUAUUUAAAAUUAGUAAAAAAAAAAAUUGCUUUAACAAUACACUAUUGAAGAAAACUCACUAAAAUACCCAUUUGAUUUACCGUAAACACUUUAAAACCCUCAGCACAAGAACAUCGAAGAUGAUGAAUUAACUUUGAUGAAGACGGUAUGCACAGUUUGUGGUUUGCGCAAAUGUCCACGCCACAGGUUGGUUCUUAUGCACAUGUUACUAACCAUAUAAUAAUAGUACCUUUUUAAAUUUUUAAAAUAUAUGUUUAGUCUUAUGCAAAGUAUACUCAGAUUAGCCAACAUUUAGCUGACAUACAUUAUUUAUACUUUUAUGUCUGUAGUUCUGAGUUAAUUGUUUUGAUUAAUGAAAUUCAUUUCUCAUUUACAGGCCUGAGCUAAAUAUUUUAGCAUUUCAACCAUGGACUAAUCUUGAUAUACACCAAAAGGUUGAUGAUGCUUUACAUGAGGUAUGGUCGAAAUAUUGAGGCUUUUAUUUUCGUACAUUUGCUUCUUUGCUUAAUUUUACUCAUAUUUAAUUUGCAGUUUUGUCAGUAGUGAAAGAAUAUUUAUCUUAAACAGUAUUAUUUCUAAAGUACAUGUAUUGGUUUCAUUUGACAAGAAAACAGAUCUGUUAUGAUUCCUUCUAAUUAAUGUUUUAAGCAAGAGUGAGAAGUCUGAAUACUUAUAAUAAUACUUGUUUAGGUAUACAUCUAUAUGUAAAAAUGUUUUUGCUCCUCAGUUUUUCACUAUAGUUCUCAAAGAUUUUGUGUACACCUGGUAUAGGUAAAUAAUUAGUUUACAUGUUUUGAUGUUGGCUCUGAACUUUUUAAAAUCUAUUAUCAUUUUAUAUAAUAAAUAUAUAAAUAAAUAAUAUAUAUAUGCAUACACACAUAUAAUUGGUAUGUGCUUGAAAUUUCAUGAUCAGAUGAGUGUUAUGGAAAGAAAUGGAGUUUGGUUCAAAUAUGACUUAAGUAAAGACUUUAGCUGUGCUUGUUUCUUAACAUUCAUUUGUUUCUUUGUUAACUGAAAAUUUCAAGAUUCUCAGAUUUCUAAAUUAAAUUACACAAACUAAAAUUAAAAAUUCUUUAAAUGAAAAAUCUAUGUUCAUUGAGAAAUAAAAAUAAAAUGAGUUCUCUUUCUUUUAAUGUAUCUUUCUUCUGUACAUUUAUUUUGUUUUAACACCCACAGAGAUCUCAGUGAAGAUGAAGAAUUUGUUGAUGAACUGAGGACAAAUUUUAGAUUUUUGGCUUCUGUGAUGUUUAGGAGAUUAAAAAAGGUUUCAAUUUUUAUAAAAAUCACACCUGAUAAUACAUUUCAGAUAUUUAAUUUGAAUAAACUUAAAAUUUUAUUUGCAAAGUUUCCAGGUUCAUAUAGCUUUAAAGGAAAUAAGCAGAUGUCAAUCGACUUUUGCUGCAAAUGAUAAUAGAAAUCAUAAAAUUUGUCUCUGUUGUUUGUGACAAUAUUGAAUUAUUUUUUUUUAUAUUGUAACUAUUAGGUAAAUUUGCAUUUAUAUGGAUAGUUAUCUGAAGAAACAGUGACAUUGUGAACACAGUAACACCUCAAAUAUCACCGGGGUUAUGUGACAAGAGAUUUUUGAAAUGUAAAAAAAAAACUGCAUAGUCUGAUUUAUGCAUGCUUUAAAGCUUAUUAAACCCUUCAAACACACUUUGAAACUUUUCUAUUUAUUUUGAUUUAAUGGUAUUUUAAUUAGUUUUAAAUUAAGUUAUAUAUAUAUCAUUUUAAAUUAUUUAGGCUAGAAAAUGCUUAUUUUACUGCAAAAAUAGUUAAAACAAUAAAUAUAUAAAAAUCUGUAUACAGUAUUCCGCAAAAAUCUGUAACGUAAUAGCAAAAUUUCUGCAGAGCUCAUCUUAGGAGAAAACCUGCGAAUAAGUGAGGGUGCAAAAUGUGAAGUAGCGAGGUAUUACUGUAUUUGAAUUUUCUUAUUACCAUGAGUAUUUAUUCAGGAUUACAUCAACUAUGAUUAAUGUCAUAAGAGUUAAACUCUCACAUAUAUUUAAAAAAAUCUACUAACAGGUUGAUGUUCCUAAACUUAUAACUUUAAAGUUGCUGCGUGCUGGCGUGCAGCAUAUUGAUUUGUGUUUACAAGCGUAUGAUAAAGGUAAUUAUGUUACAAAAUUUAGUUGUUUUCAGUCAUUAUGUUGACCACUUUCAAGUAAACCUUUGUGUGGUAGCUGAUUUUUGGCAUAAAUUUAAAAUGUACAAGGCUAGAUGAUGGUCAGGUACAUAUCUCAAGAUAAAAAAAAGUGAUGUAUUUCUAUAUUAUUUUAAUACUGCUAAAAAUAAAAUAAAUUGUAAAUUUUGACACUGUUUAAGUAGUAAAAAAACCAUUCCAAGAACUGAUGGAAAUCCUAAAAUGUCUAGCAACGCUUAGUAUAACUAGUGCCAUUUGUUAACUUUUGUAUACUUCAAUAAAAUAUGUCACAUUAAAGACACAAACUGGCCUAUUUUUUAAAUCUGUGAUGAUCACUGAUGAUGGACUGAAACUCUUAAAAAAUUAUAUAAUCACCAUUGACAUGCUGCAAUCUCUCAUGUACGCAGGCUGUGAAGUUGUCUUUUGUCCAUUCAUUCUUCCCUCUGAUUGCAGCUGGAAAUAAUGGCGACCUCCAGCAGAUAGUGUUGGAUUUCAUGGGCCCCAGUGUCCACUGUGCCAUGUGGAGUAGGAAGGCUGAGCUGGAGUACUUAAGGAGGCUGGUGGAAUCACUGUUUCCAUACAUCUUGCGUCCACAGGCUCUCAACUCAAGGUACAGUUAAGAAUUUACAUUUCAAGCCUCUCAUUUUCAUGACCUUCAUCAAGAUGGUCUGUCUGGGUCAAGGCAACUAGUUUUUUGUUGUUUUUUUUUGUAUCUUAGAGGGAUAUUAUCCAAUAAACUUAAAAAAAUUAUAUUUUACAACGUAAAUGAAUUGUGACCUAAUUAAUAUGAACAACCUUUAAAAGUUAAUAGUAAUUAGUAAAAAUUGUUUAGCCAAGUGAAAUUGUCACAGUUUAAUUUAAUAACCAUUUUAAAAGAUAAGAGUCUCCUCCCUUAUAUAAUGAUGAUAAAUUAACCAGAGCUGGAUUUUUAAAAAAGACAAUCUCAGAGCUUUCAAUGCCAUAGUAGUGUAGCAAAACAAAUGAAAUUUAUUAAUAACGUGAGCAUUUAAUUUUUCACUAAUAAUGAUGUUAAAUUUAUUUACAAAAUUCCUUUUUGGUUGGGGAUAAUUCUAAAUCCAGAAUAAUACAUAGGUUCCCCUGUUUGCAAGCUAGCCUCUGAUUCGGCCCUUUUUCAUUUGUAAUCUUCCUAAUGAGAAACAUUUUCUGGUCUCCAUUUCUGACUCGCAUUGAUGAUCUAUUUUGUCAGUGCUUGCUUCACUGAAACUGAUGAUUAUGACAAGGACACAUUUGUCCCUGUGUUAAAGUAAGAACUGACACUUUUUUUUGUUCCAAGCACAAACUGUUUGCUUACACUUUGCAUGCCAUGUGUUACUUUAUAACUUCUCACUUUGCUGUUCUUGACUUUAUUAAGCAUUUCUUUUGAUGGCUUCUUAAUGAUGUUCGAGAAAGUGUGUGGCUAUUAAUUAAUGAGACUGGGCUGGUGUGUAUUGAACCACUGGAUUGGGAACCCUGACUCCCAACCAUCAACAGACCAAACACAAUAUCAGUUUUCUGCUGCAGCUAAUUUGAUAUUGAAACAUUUUUAUUGUUUGUCAACACACAAAAAAAGUUAAAUUUCAAAAUAAAGUAAUGUCUUAAUGUGAAGUUUUUUAUGAAAUUGAACAAAACAGCUGCCAAAUAUAAUGCAUCCUUAAUGAGUUUCACAAAGUUGAAUAUAUUUCACACAUUGUGUUUUCAUGGGACAUACAAGAUUUUUUGAAAAGGUUCUCAAAUAAUUGGUGAAUUUUUUCAUGCCAGUGCACAUGAGAACAUUUUCAGUGUCAAAGAAAGCAACCAAAAUGAUUGAGUUUUCAGCUACAGCUUUAAGACACAAAUGGUCCUCCUCAGUCAGUCUGCCAAACGGGCACAGCAAUGUCAACAUAUUUCUAGUUUGUGCCAUACAAUGCCAUGAAUCAUAAGAUCAACACUUAAAAAAGGAAACUGCAAGCUAAUUUGUGGGGACUUUUGGGGGAAAACUGGAUCAACCUCAAUGAAUCAUGCGUUAAAUAGAAGUAGGUGAAGAGUUUAAGGACUCAGGGAGUAGUUGCAUGAAUGGAGUAGAGACAGGCGGUUAGUAGAUGGAAGCAGUGGAGUCGAUUCAUGAAUGGAUUACAUUGUAAGCGGUUAGGAGAAAUAAGCAUUGGAGUAGAAGCAGGUGGACAAUAUAUUGCCUUUGAGGGAGUAUCUGUAGGCAGGAGUAUGUGGACAGGGUGGGCUCAGUAAAAUAACUCAAAGCUCCAGUCUUGUCAUUUAAAAGCCAACCUCUCUAUUUGGAUGUAUAUAAGAUAACACAUCGUCAUAAUUUCUAUAAUUAAAAAAUAUAAAAACAAUCAAUAAUUGGUUAUUGUUUUAUUAAUAUUAAUAGCUCCUUAGCUUGAAAUUUGGAGUUAUGAUGGCUUAUUAAAAGUUUUUAAAUAAAAAAAUUUACCAUUUAAAUGAAAGGUCAGUUUUUAAACAAUAGAUUUUCAGUGGAAACUUUAUAUUCUACUGUAACAAUUUCAGUUUAAAACAAAUGAUUCAAAGAUAUUUAAAACUAAAUGUUGGAGAUGAGUGAUUUUUUUAUAAGUGAUUAUCAUCCACAUAAAAGAUGGGCGAAAUUCAAUGUUAUUUCAUAGUGCGGAAUGUGAUUUUACAUAGUUCCUAGAUGUUCGAUGGAAAUUAAAAAAAAAUAAAAUUUGUAUGUUUUUUUCUUCUGUACAGCACAAUUUUAUUUUUGUUAAGUUAAAUUUUUUUAACCUUUUCAAGAAAUCUCAUGUUAUUGAUCUUUUUUACUCUUUCAUUUGUAAAUUUUAACUAAUGGCUACCAUUUUUGUCAAUUUUUGAAAAACAGUUUUAGGAAGAGUUCCAUUUUGAAUUUAAUGAAUUUAUACAUUUUUAAAUUUGUUUUGAUAAUCUUUGCUUGUUUAAAACAAUAAAUAUUAUGGAAGGGUUUGAAGAAAAAGAUUUAAUGAAUAAUAAAUGAUGUAAAAAGUAGUAAGAAUACUUAGUCACUAAGAAUGUCAUUAAAAAAAAAGUCACAUUUUUUUAUUAACUAAUACACAAUUACUCCUUCAUUACUGUUGUUUGACAAGUUUAAAGUGAAGCUAUAUUUUGAAAAUUAAUCUUUAAAAAAGUAGAGGAGACACUACAUAAAUGUAUUUUAGAAUCUGGCUUUCAAUAACUUUAUUAUUUUGUCUAUUUCAAUAUCAUUUAUUAUUCUACUAGGAGCACCUGUGCAUUGGUCAGAGAACUGCUAGCAGGUUCUGUGUUGCUGCCUACCAUGGAUGCCAUAGCAAAUCCUGUGAGUAGAGGGUAUACACCUUGCACUCUGUGGUUGGUUUUAAGUUAUUACAGAAUAUUUUUAGUUCACAUGCUUUUUUAAAUAGUUUUACUUUCUUCCAUAUCUAACAUAAAUAGUGCUCUGGAAUUGUUGUUUAUAUAUCAAAGUUGUUCGUUCAAAUUAUUGGUAUUAUUGAGUGAUGAAAUAAGUUGAUUAUGUGAAUUGUGUUUUUUGGUCUACAGGAUUUAAUUAACAAUUUACUUCUGAUAUUCUUUGACAAUACACCCGUAAGUACAAAAAGGGCUUAAAAUAGAUUCUUUGGAAGAUUCAUACUCAUAAUAAUUAUACUUUUAUUGAAAGAUUCGAUUGCUUUGUUGUACUUGGAUUUUAAAACUGUGCGCCAAUUAGCAUAAUUAGAAUCUAAAAAAAAAAAUAAUAAAAAAAAUUAAAAUUAAAAAAAUGAGUCAAGAAUGGUUCUCAUGAUGUUAAAAGAAAAAACCAAUAUGAAAUGUGACCCUUUCAGCCACCACCACCUGUAGACCCUCCCUCUCCAAUGGUGCCAUUUUUAGUGCAGUUCAGUCAAGCCAAGGCCCACAACCAAUCAGUGAGUUUUUAAAUAGCGCAGCACAUUUUUUAACGCCAUAGAGAAAAUUUUAUGAUAGAUGUUAAUACAAAAUCUAUUUACGAUAUUUUUAGAUAUGUACUGCUUUAAAACUUAUGUGAUGAUAUGAUAUUGCUUGCUUCGGCUAUUUACUGUUGAUGUAUCACAUUUUAGUGCCUUCGUCUGCUAUUUACUGUUGAUUUAUCACAUUUCUGCAUCAUUCAUUUACUGUUGAUGUAUCACAUUUCAGUGUCUGCGUCUUGAAUUAAAAGAUGUAAUUAACCCUGAGAUCCCAGAACUGCUGUAUCCGUUCAUGCAGUUUCUCAAGAGUGAGGCUGCUGUUAACGUCUUACAGUUUUGUUUAGCAUGUGGUGAGUGAAUAGGAAAUUAAUUAAGCCUUGAAGCAUUUUAAAAAAAAACAAACAGCCAGUUAUGUAUAGCGUAACUUACAAUUUAAUUUUUGAACUUCAACUCAGAUUUUAGUUUCAUGUUUAAAGUAAUUGAUUGCCUUGCCAACAUGAUAUGGUGAGCAAUGUUCCGUGCCACCCCUAAAUGUGCUGCUCAUUGCUGAUUCCCCCAGAGGAUUUCAACAGGCGAAUCCUCAGCCCCGAUGUGUCUCAGAGUGAGUUUGUUGAGCUGCACAUGACCGCCAAAGAACUGUACAAAAACUACUGCGCUCCCAAUGCCCUGGACAGGAUCAAAUUUGAUGAUGAUGUUGUCGAGACGCUUCGAGAAGGUUUUUAGCUUUACUUUGUUGCCAUUGUUCAUACUGUUACAUUACAUACUGUUAUAUUACAUACUGUUACAUUACAUACUGUUACAUUACUUACUGUUACAUUACAUACUGUUACAUUACAUACUGUUACAUUACAUACUGUUACAUUACAUACUGUUACAUUACAUACUGUUACAUUACAUACUGUUAUAUAGUUUUGCCAAUUAUAUCUGUUUGAAGAUUUGGCUAGUUAGAUGAACAAUUUGUAAGGAGGGACUGAAAACCGGUAUACAAUGAAAAAUGCUACCAUAGCUAGAGAUAUAAUAAUAUUCAAUUAGUUAUGCUAUCAAAUUUAUAUAAAGAACACAAAGUAAAAUAAACAGAAAUAAAAACUAUAUUAAAUAACUGCACAGCUAAUGAAAAAUUACAAUUCUUGAAAGGUGCAAGUACACACACACAUACAAAGAAUAUAAUCUUGUAAGGCUCCUAUUAAUAUGCCUUGUAAAUGUCUAGGAAAAUUAGUAAAAAUCUCUCCUCUGGCUGGGAAAGCUGUCUGCUUAUUUACAGGGAGAUAGUUAUAACCCUCCAGAAAAGAAAUUCUAGAAAUUGUAUCAUUCAAUGACAUCCUUUAGAACAAAUAUAACAUAAACAACCUUUUCCCAAUCAAGGGAGGGGUGGGGUUGUAACAGCGACACACAUUUAAUCGUUGUCAAUUUUAAAACUAAAAUAAGGGGGAGACAAGUGGUGAACGUCUCGUCUCUACAUUGAAAUAAAAUUAGGUCAAGACACAGGCUACAACAACACAGUAUUUAAGAGACAAGUCAAACAAAAUAGUGCUCUAGGGCUUAGUGGAGGGAUAUUUUCACCAUCACUGAGAUGUUUUCUGCUGGCCAUUUUGUUUAUUAUGCAAUGGCACAUUAUGGCGUCUGAUAUUUAGUUUCACGCCAAGUUAGAGGCUGUCUAUUUACUUAAGGUGUUGAGUUUUUUGUUCCUUAUUCACGUUUUACCUCCUCCUUCACAUGAUGGCUGCCUUGCUGGUUUUGUCAAGUCCAUUCCACCUGGUUCUUAGCCCUUAUUGCCCCACUGUUGCAGACAGCACAGUUUUUAAGAUGUAUCUUAAGUUCAUUUUCAUGUAACCUUUCAAAUGGAUGAGAAGUGACAAAUUUGUGAUGAAAAGCCUUUUUUUUUUUUUUUUUGCUGUGCAGCCAUGAUGUAGUCAGUAAACUGCCACUGGCUACAUAAGCAUUAUCAUUUUAUUUAAAACUCAAUUACGCUGCUUUUUUUUUUUCCCCAAAUCCUAACCCUAACCAAGCCCCCUGUUACAUCAAUUUUGUUUUUUUUUUUUUUUUUUUUUUUUUUUUUUGUUUUUUCUCUUUUUUUUUUUGAAGUCCUUUUUUUUUUUUUUUUUGCUGUGCAGCCAUGAUGUAGUCAGUAAACUGCCACUGGCUACAUAAGCAUUAUCAUUUUAUUUAAAACUCAAUUACGCUGCUUUUUUUUUCUCCACAAAUCCUAACCCUAACCAAGCCGCCUGUUACAUCAAUGGGUUUGAGAGACACUUGAUCCCAAGUAACAUAAUAAUUUUUGUGUGACAAACUGCUCAUGACAUAAGAAUUUCACUGUUAUAAUUAUCUUCUCCUAGUUGUGGAAGGACCACCAGACCAAGUCAUACGACUGAGGACAUCCACACCAUUGUUUAAGUAGGUCAUAUUUCUUUGUUGUUGCCAAACUUUGGAUAGGUGUUUGGGCCAGUAUUGUUUGCUUAUGCUCAUGUUCUAUUAAAAAUUAAUUUAGUCAUGGAAUAAUAGAAACAGCCUUACCUAAAAAAAUAAAUAUUUAUUGUGUAUUCUCAGAGCCUAUGAACACGCCUACAACCUUCUGGAGAACAAUUUUUUACCGAUGUUCCAUCAAAGUGAUGAUGUAAGUUCUAUUUAUAGCCAUUUCAUGCAGAUCUUAAAUGUCCACAACUUGCCAUCUGAAUGCACUAUCAAAUUUAUCUGACAUAUAUGUCCCAAUUACCACUGUACAAAACUGUCUUAUGAACCACUGUAUUCAACUGUCUUAUGAACCACUGUAUUCAACUGUCUAAUGAACCACUGUAUUCAACUGUCUUAUGAACCACUGUAUUCAACUGUCUCAUGAACCACUUUAUUCAACUGUCUUAUGAACCACUGUACAAAACUGUCUCAUGAACCACUGUACAAAACUGUCUUAUGAACCACUGUAUUCAACUGUCUUAUGAACCAGUUUAUUCAACUGUCUUAUGAACCACUGUAUUCAACUGUCUUAUGAACACUGUAUUCAACUGUCUUGUGAACCACUGUACAAAACUGUCUCAUGUACCACGUACAAAACUGUCUCAUGUACCACUGUACAAAACUGUCUCAUGUACCACUGUACAAAACUGUCUCAUGUACCACUGUACAAAACUGUCUCAUGUACCACUGUACAAAACUGUCUCAUGUACCACUGUAAAAAACUGACUCAUGUACCACUGUAAAAUCUGUCUCAUGUACCACUGUACAAAACUGUCUCAUGUACCACUGUACAAAACUGUCUCAUGAACCACUGUACAAAACUGUCUUUUGAACCACUGUACAAAACUGUCUUAUGAACCACUGUAUUCAACUGUCUUAUGAACCAGUGUAUUCAACUGUCUUAUGAACCACUGUAAAAAACUGUCUUAUGAACCACUGUAUUCAACUGUCUUAUGAACCACUGUACAAAACUGUCUCAUGUACCACUGUAAAAACUGUCUCAUGAACCACUGUACAAAACUGUCUCAUGUACCACUGUACAAAACUGACUCAUGUACCACUGUAAAAAACUGUUUCAUGUACCACUGUACAAAACUGUCUAUGUACCACCGUACAAAACUGUCUCAUGUACCACUGUACAAAACUGUCUCAUUUACCACUGUACAAAACUGUCUCAUGUACCACUGUACAAAACCGUCUCAUGUACCACUGUAAAAAACUGUCUCAUGUACCACUGUACAAAACUGUCUCAUGUACCACUGUAAAAAAACUGUCUCAUGAACCACUGUACAAAACUGUCUCAUGUACCACUGUAUAAAACUGUCUCAUGUACCACUGUAAAAAACUGUCUCAUGAACCACUGUACAAAACUGUCUCAUGUACCACUGUAAAAAACUGUCUCAUGUACCACUGUAAAAAACUUUCUCAUGUACCACUGUAAAAAACUGUCUCAUGUACCACUCACUGUCUAAAACCAUCCCAAUUGUGAACAUUUUUUUAAUUUAUAAUUCUUGUCUCUCUUUUUUUUUUGCAGUACUACAGCAUGAUUUGUGGUGACAGGCCAAAUGCUUCACUGACCAGGCAAAUGUCCAAGUAAGUGGCACACAUUUUUUCAUGUCAGAACAAAAUUAAAAAUCUGAACUAAACUUUGUGCUAGUUGGAAUAGUGUAUGCUGCAAAACUAAGAACACAAACUAAUGAUUGUGUACAGUGAAUAUAAGCUAACAAUUUUUGUUAAAUUUAGCAUAUUAAAUGGCAUAUGACUGAAACCAAACUGCUCUUAACUUUUUACAACUUGAAGACAAAUUUAGGUGCCCCUGAGAUGACUUUAGGCUAGCUGUCGGGCGAGCCGGUGACAUUGAAACCAGUUCAUGUUAUCCCAAUGCUUUUUAAAAAUUUUUCCUUAACAAUCCUUGCCUUGAAUUUUAUUUGCCAAAAAAAAGUUAAUGUGUUUUUUAAAACUUUUUCUUGAAGUUUCUUUGGUGGCAAAAAUAACAGCCUUAGGUAAUGUUCUGCAUUCAUUUGGUUAGAGAGUUUAUGGAGAUAAUUCUUUAGUGUUAUUUAUCAAUGUUUCAACUCAUUCCACUUGUAGCAUUUUUUUGUGGGUGUUGUAUUUUGUAUAUCCAUUGCUCCAUUGUCGUAGUGACCAAGGUGUGGGUAGAAUUUAGUCAAAAUUUACAUGAAUCAGCUCUUUCUUAUUUAAAAAUAAAAUGAUGUGGCAUCUUCACAAUCAAUAAGGGUUGGGGAGUUUUGUGGGGGGGGGGGGGGGAGUGGGGUUGUCAGGAGGUUGGUUGGAGAACUUAACUUAUUAGAAGUAAUUUCAAAAACAAAAAAAAAUUUGAAUAAGCUGAACAAUUUGUUUUAUGUUCAACUGUCUUUAGAUCGAAUCUCGGCCAUGUAUCGGCUAAUGAUAUAUAUGACAAGAAUGCUUAACCACUAACCAGUCCCAUGAACUUAAGAGCACAAUUUAAAAAAAAAAUUAAAAUGACAAUUAAACAACAUCUCAAUUUGUGGAAGAACUUUCAGUACCAUAGAAACUUUAGCAGCGUAGAUAGUGGAUAGCAUCGACGAGUGUUAAUAUCAGUUACCUCUGUUGGGAUCUACAAUUGUUGUUUAAAAGUUCAUUAUCAUCUACAAGCAGUGGGCUUCUGUAAGUCAAAUAGUUUCAGUACUACAAUGGAUCUUUUUGUGAAAGACUUGUUUUGUCAUGGCUGUUUCUAACCUUUCUUUAAAUAAUUGAAUGGUGUCCCAUUUAUUUGUCAUUAUGGGCCUUGUAGUUUCUAGAUCUAGAUGUCAUUAACUUAAUGGACAUAACAUCUCUGAUAAUGGUAAUUAAUCUAGAUGUCAUUAACCUAAGAGACACAUCAUCUCUGAUAAAAGAUAUUAACCUAGAUGUCAUUAUCCUAACAGACACAUCAUCUCUGCGAAAAGAAAUAAUCUAGAUGUCAUUAACCUUUAGAAUUAUAAGCUCUGAUGAGAUGUUUGGUGUUAGUUUAGAAAUGCCUCAUUUUGAGUAAACCACUGCCAAAAUUUGUUGCCCUUUACAAGAGAUCUAUUUGAUGCACACCUUAUCUAGCUCAUCAUGUAUAUACUAUCUGUCUUGAAUCACAGUAGGGUGCUGUGUACACUGUCAGUAAGAAAUGUACAUUUUUGGGGGCUUUAAUAGGAAGCAACUAACCAUUUUUUUUUAAAUUAAUUUUUUUUUUUUAAAGUUAACCCUUAGCAGACUAAGACUAACAAGGUAUCACAGGAGGCAAAGGAAAAAUUCAUAUAACAUUUUUAACACAGAAUACACUUUUGGCCAUAUUCUUGUCAUAAGAAUAUAGUUAACAUGUUGAUUUAUUUAAAUGAAAACAAUAAGUAGCUGUAUUAAGUUUCUAUAAAUAAACUAGAUUUACUUGUGUUCUUUUUAUCUAUGCUCUUUAUGUUGGCACCAUCAUAUAAAUGUUGUGUUCGCUUAUAGAUGCAUUUUAUGUGUUAAAAAGGGGAGAAAUAGUCAAAUUCUCAGUUAUUGAGAUUAAUUAUUAGAUUAACCUACUGAUUUAGAAAAACAACAGGGGUCUGUGUAAUGUUCAGAUUACAGAUCAAUGUUUAUAAUAUAUAUUUUUUUAAGCUAUAGAAAAAAAAUAUACAUAUGUGUUAUAUAAACCAGGUAAUAAUGUGAAAUACAACUAUACUAUGUUGUCUGCUGUCCGUCAAGUAUUGGCUCAUAAUUAAUUUUAUUGGAUGUUUUUUUUUUAACACAAUCUAGUCUAGUUUUUUUGUGCACCUGAAUGUAAAUAUUGCUUUUCUGUGACAUCUGUGAACAUUCUCUUGCCAAUGUGAAAGUCUUCAAUGUGAUCCUUUCAUAUUUUUUUACCUGAUUCAAUUCAGAUUCUACCUGUCACUAGUGAAAAGCUUUAUGUAAGAUUGGACUAACAUUUCAGAUAUUUUUUUAUUGUUAUAAUUUUAUAACAUGUUGAAGUUUUUAAUUUUAAAUUAUUCGAAAAGUUCAAAAUUUUGAGUAAUUAAAGAAGUUAACUUAACAUUUUCUGCGAAACACUAUUAUGCUAAUGUUUUAUACUAAUAGUGAAGAAAAAGCAUACAGGAAAAAAUAUUUGCGAUCGUUAACAAUGAAUCAAUGGGCUAGAUAAAUUCUAUAUAUACCAUUAACACAAUGAUUGAAUGUUGGGGUUGGAUUGAAUUAUAGUUAACAUAAAAACAAUAAACAAAUGUUAGAGUUAGUUAUAGUUAACAUUGAAACCAAUUGUAAAUAAAUCAAGGUCUUUAAUCAAGAAUAUACAUUAGUUUAGAAUUCUCGAAUUACAUGGGUCUUUAGUAUUUCUUUCGCAUCUUACUUGGGUAACGAAGAAUUAACUGCAGCUGGUCAGCUGUUAGUCUUUUUCUACACAUUUUUCCAUUUGUCUGGAUUAACCAAAUCGCCAUUGAUAUUUUUCAUUGUUAUUUAUCAAACAGGCAAGUAAAAAAAAAAGAUUUUACCUUGGCCCAAUUCGGCAAUAAACUCAAGGAUGUGUUCAAGUCAUCAGGUAAACAAAGAACAUUGGUCGUGUCAUCAUACAAUAUAUGGAAAUUAGUUGGAUGUUAUUUUCCUAUCAUCAUACAAUUUAUGGAUAUUAGUGGGUUUUGUGAUGGGUUUUUUUCAUUUUCAAAAAUUUUCUUUAGUUGUAUUAAUAAAUAUGUUAUAAACUUAGCAACAGUAUAUACAUUUUCUUUGAGAUUUCUCUAUAACUUAUUCUUAAGUUCAGAUCAUUUGACCUUAUUACUGUUCCAGUUAUAAUUUUUUUUUAAUAUAAGGUAAAUUAUUCUAGAGAACAUAUACUGUUUUAAUUCAUGCUUUUUAUUGGGCAUGGUAGUUUUUUUAAUAUGGACUGUUAUGUGUAACAUACACAGGAGGUAAAAUAAGGUAAACUAUGCACAGUGCAGUACAUGAUCUUGGCUCUGACUUAACUGUGCCAUUUAGCCUAUUUUUUGGGUAACAUUUUUGAAGUUGUUCCCAAUUGUACCUUUACUUCACUUUCUGGACUUUGGUGAUUGUACACAUUCUUAGUUUAAGUGUACUAAUUCCAAGGAGUGGUUUGAAGUGUACUGGUUCUAAAGGGUUUGGGGGGGGGGCGGGGGCUGCACUGUUGCAUUUAGGUGUUUGUACACUUUCUUGAUUUAAGUGUACUGGUUCUAAAGGGUUGGGGGGCAGGGGGCUGCACUGUUGCAUUUAGGUGUUUGUACACUUUCUUGAUUUAAGUGUACUAAUUCCAAGCGGGCAUUUGUACACCUGAAGACUUGGCACGCACGUUGAUUUAAUGAGAUGACCAUGUUCAUUAUCGACCUUUUAUCUUCUUCUUAUUAUUUGCUCCGCUUUUUUGUAGAUGAGAAACUUGCCAACAGCAUUGAGUCGGGUGUGGAGGGGAUUUCUUUGAAUUCAGUGGCAGUAAGUAACAUGGUGUUGUGACAGUAUAACUGGACGUCAUGAGUUGUUUUUAUUCAUGAAAGUUUUUGAACGUAAAUGCGUGGAAAUCUGGAAUGAGUGAUCUUUUAUGUAGAAGUAUAAAAAGGUUGUAGAAGGUCAAAAUAAAGUCAGUUGUUACACGAACACUGAAGAGUGAGCAUCAUUCAUUUCUAUUACAGGUGUCUUCUGUUUCAACUUAUGUUUUAUUUCUGUUAUCUCCCUUAAAAAGCUUUUGGGGGGCAUUGUUAACCCCAAUUUUUUUUUCCUUAAAUAUGUCGAGGCCUUGAUGCCAAAUUAAAUUUAAUGUCAUCUACCGUUUUAUGGUUUUUGUAAAUUUAAUCUGCUUUAAGGUUAAUCUCAUUUGUUGAAAAAUUUGUAACAAAGGACUGAAAACCAGUAUACUUGAGAAAAGUAGGCCUAAGCUAGUAAUAUUAACAAUAAUCAUAACAUAAUUAUACUAUUAAAUUUAUAUAAAUUAUACAAAAUCAAAUAGCUCAGUAAGUACAAUCCUCGAAAGAUACAAAUAUUAAUUUUCAUACACACAUAAAGAGUACUAUCUUGCAAGUAUAUAAUGUCUAAAAAAUGGCUAGGAAAGCUGCCAACUUAUUUAUAGGGAGAAAUUUGGAACCCUCUUUAAAAUAAAUUAUUGAUUUUGCAUCAACCGAUAGCAUUCUGUAGAACAAAUCAGAACAUAUUCAAAUGUAAACAAUCUUUUCCCCAUCAAGGGAGGGGUUUUGAUUUGGACAGCACUACACAUAUAAUUAGUGAUGUCAAUAUCAAAACAAGAAGAGAAGUGGUUGACGCUUUAGCGCUACAAUGAAAUAAUAUAAGGUCAAGACACAUUGAGUACCAUUCCCCUUAUAUAUUCUCAGCCUUCCAUAAGUAUAGAGGAGGAUCUCGUUGAUACAAUAGCUGACUGUGAUCAAUCCUUGCAUGAUUUGACUUCCUGGAGGGUCACCAUUCCCCGUAUCGGGGCACGACCUGACCCAGAAAAUCCCCGCAAACAGUACUUUGUGUUUAUAAUAGAUAUAAGGAGACUUGAUGUCGAAGAAGGUAUUUCAAUUAUUAUUUAGAUAAAAAUCUCUAGUACAAACAUCUAUGGUAACAGAAGGACUUAAAAUAAUUUCCUAUCUUUAUUCCCAUCAAAAUAAGUGCUUUAAAUUAUGAUUUGUAUUAAACAUGAUAGGAGCCAAAAUGAUCAAUAAAUUGAUCGUGGGCCCUUAAGAUAUAGAAGAAGACAUGCUUUAAAAAAAAAUUAUAUGGUUUUAUGCUUAUUUGUUCAUUAAAUGUAUUUCUUGACAACAUUAGUUCCAUACAAAAGUUAUUAGCUUAUUUAAGCUGCUAAAAGAGAUAAAGAAGCAUUAGCAGUUAAAUAUUUCCUAAACCUUAUUUUGAUUGUCAUCCACCAGGUGAAGAGAAAAAACAACAGUGGACAGUGGCUAGGUGAGUGCAUUAAGUCAAAGCUAUGUCUUUAAAGCCAAUUAAGGAUAAUAGAGGACAUAACGGGUGAGUGCGGAGACUUGAAUGAGGAAUUGAUCAUUUAUACACGGCAUAUACUCGCAAUUAGGUUGCACUUUUUUUCUUUUCUUUUUUUUUUUUUAACAAAUAAAAAUCAAGGAUGCGACCUAUCUCCUGACAUUACAGGGUUCUGACGUGCACGGCGGUGUAUCAGUAGAUCCAAUUUUUAGUCUACACAGAUCAGGCCCCCUCACCUGAAAAAGGAAACACUACGCCAAACUCUUAUUAAGACACUUCUGUGGAAAAUGUUCAUGAUAUUGGGACCUUUCUGUGAGUCAACCACAAAUACUCGCUUUGACAACCCGAAACUAAGGGUGCGGCGUCUCCACUGGUGUGAUCUACUUGCGAGUAUAUAUGGUGUAUGAUUUAAUUUGAAAAUGUUUUAGAACUUUUGGCUGUUGAUGUUCAUAGCAGUUGUUCUUUUGCUUUCAGGAGGUAUCCCGAGUUCUAUGUAUUGGAACAAAAAUUAACAGAAUUUCAUGGUAAAUUCCUUCUAAAGAUUACUUAAUUUCUUGGCAAAGGUCUCUAAAAUAUUUCUUUAUUCUUUGGUAGUUAUAAUAUUACUUAAAUGUAAGUAAAGCUGUCUAUAUAAUAUUACUUAAACGUAGAUUAAGCUGUCUAUAUAAUACUACUCAAAUGUAGGUUAAGCUGUCUAUAUAAUAUUACUUAAAUGUAGGUUAAGCUGUCUAUAUAAUAUUACUCAAAUGUAGGUUAAGCUGUCUAUAUAAUAUUACUGAAAUCUAGGUUAAGCUGUCUAGAUAAUAUUACUUAAACGUAGGUUAAGCUGUCUAUAUAAUAUUACUGAAAUGUAGGUUAAGCUGUCUAGAUAAUAUUACUUAAAUGUAGUUUAAGCUGUCUAGAUAAUAUUACUUAAAUGUAAGUUAAGCUGUCUAUAUAAUAUUACUUAAAUGUAAGUUAAGCUGUCUAGAUAAUAUUACUUAAAUGUAAGUUUAGUUGUCUAUAUAAUAUUACUUAAAUGUAAGUUAAGUUGUCUAUAUUAAACUAUAUAAUAUUACUUAAAUGUAAGUUAAGCUGUCUAUAUAAUAUUACUUAAAUGUAAGUUAAGCUGUCUAUAUAAUAUUACUUAAAUGUAAGUUAAGCUGUCUAUGCUAUAUCAUUUAAGUGUAAGGUAAAGGAAAUGACAGCCUCCUUGACCCCCUUCCAUUUUCUAAUUGUUUUGUUUUUUUUCUUUCGGCUCUAUAAUAUUUUGCCAAACAUUCUCUGAACAUAGAUACAUGUCCACCUUAUGAUCUUAUUUACAGGGGAGCUUACUGAAUGCCAGCUUCCUGCCAAAAAAUCCUUUGGCACAAAAAAGCAAGAUUUUACUGAAAGCAAAAAAGCAGAUUUUGAAAAUUAUCUUCAGGUGAGCUUCUGAUCUAUAUAUACAUACCCUUUAAAAAAAAAUGUUUUCUAUAUCAUGAAAAGAAAAGGGAGAGUUCAGUGAAAAAUAUGAAAUCAAUGAUGUAAAUUUUUUAAAAUUUUAUAAUUAACCAGUAAAUAUAAAGAUUUUACUUUUCUUUUGUAAGAUUAAUAACUUUCAAAUGUAGAGGCAAGUUUAAAUAUUGUUGUGAAAACUAGUCAUAUUAAAAAAAAAAGUAACAAGCCAUGUUAAAAAGUAACUAGUCAUUCUGAAAAGUAUAUCUAGUCAUGUAAAGUACAACUAAUGUUUGAUAAAUAAAACUGAUGUUGAUAAGUAAAACUAGUCAUUUUUAAACUAGUCUUGUUAAUGUGUACAACCAGUCAUGUUGACACUUAAACCUGUUUAAACUUAAAUCAUGUUGAUACCUAGCCAUAUUUAAAACUAGUCUUGUUAAUGUGUACAACCAGUCAUGUUGACAAGUCUUUUCUUUGCCUCAGAAACUUCUGACUAAACCACAGCUGAGAAACAGUGAAUUGUUGUAUCAAUUCCUGACCACAGAACAUGAAUUCUCCACAAGUUUUUUGCCGGGUAUUAAAUUGGGUAGGUGACCUUGGCUUUCCUUUCAGCCUGCAUUAUCCGUGGCCUGCCCAUUGACUCUGGCCGCGUUGACUUCUGAGAAUCCUGCCCCUCACAAUAUGAUCAAUGCUCAAGCAUCAGAAAAACACAAUUUUAAUGUGAUGAAUAUGGCUGUAAAAAAUAAAUGCAUGCCUUACAACAUGAUUAAAGUUUUUUCACUUUUAUACAAAUUUUGAAGUGAAAUAUUUUCAGAUUUGGCUCUCACAAAAAAAGAUAUUCACUGUAGAAAACUUUGCCUCAUGCUCUCAAAACAUUGUAUUUACAAGUUCCAAACUCACUCUCCGCCUCCCUCGGCCUAACAAAAUUUUAAAAAACUUUAAUUAAUCUUUGCCCAUUGCUUCAUGGCACCUUCCUAAACUAAUCCUCUACAUAACGCUCGGAACUCUGUUGACAACAUCCUGUGCUAACAAACCUGAAGUCGGACUUCUGCUAUCAGAAAAUAAAUCAACUUCUUUAACUCCAUUCGUUUAACGGCUAAAUGUCUUCAACUGAAGAGAUACAUUUUCUCCCUGAUCCUUUGACCUUCUCAAAAAAAUUAUCUUAUGUGUGUGGCAUUUAUGUCACGACCCACUUAUAAUCUUUUGUUUGAAAAAAGCCCUAAAAUGCAGAAUCCACAUAUAAUCUUUUGUUUGAAAAAAGCCCUAAAAUGCAGAAUCCACAUAUAAUCUUUUGUUUGAAAAAAGCUCUAAAAUGCAGAAUCCACAUAUAAUCUUUUGUUUGAAAAAAGCCCUAAAAUGCAGAAUCCACAUAUAAUCUUUUGUUUGAAAAAAUCCCUAAUGCCGCCUAAUGCAUCUGUUAUUGUUGUUCCAUAACAUUAUUAAUAAUACAAACAAAAUAUCGAAAAAAAUAUUUAUUUAAAAAUUUAAAGUGAACUGUGGUCAUACCAAUACGGGUCAAGCAACGCUCCCAACAAGAGGUCGCUACUUACAUUACUUUCUUUAUGGGCACAUGUAAUCAGCGCUUGGUCACUGAAUGCAAGUGGGUCAGGUAGAAUUGGUUGCAUGGUCACAAGUAUUAUGCAUUGGUGAAUGAAAUAUUGCUUACACGCGGAUGCCCGUAUAAUGUGAACUAGCAUUUUUGACCUUAACUUUCUUGUAUCCCAUUUCUUCUAUUGCAUUUGUGGGGGGAGCUGAGGUAGAUUGUUGAUUACCUUUAUUGCUUAACAUGAAAUUGAUGAAUUUAUACAAUUUAUCUUUUUGUAAUUUCCUUCCAGGAAAAUUUGUAAAGACAAAACUAGUAAAAGAGGUGAGUACAGAUCAUUGUCUUUUCAUUGUGAUCUGUGCCCAAUGGCUUAUAAUAUAGUCAGUGUUAUGAUUAGUCUUGUGUGCACCAAUGUCUUAUUAUGUUUGACUAACUCUCCCAGACCCCAAGCAAUGGCUUAUAAUAUAGUCAGUGUUAUGAUUAGUCUUGUGUGCACCAAUGUCUUAUUAUGUUUGACUAACUCUCCCAGACCCCAAGCAAUGGCUUAUAAUAUAGUCAGUGUUAUGAUUAGUCUUGUGUGCACCAUUGUCUUAUUAUGUUUGACUAACUCUCCCAGACCCCAAGCAAUGGCUUAUAAUAUAGUCAGUGUUAUGAUGAGUCUUGUAUGCACCAAUGUCUAAUUAUGUUUGACUCACUCUCCCAGACCCCAAGCAAUGGCUUAUAACAUUUAUUUAUCAUCAGAAAGGACAGCACUUGGAUGAAUUUUUGGUGAAUUUUGCGUUUUCAACAGAAGCCCCUAAACCACGAUCAAAGUAAGCUUUUUUGUUUCUAACUGAAGCCAUCUUGUUGUAGACAUGGGUGAGUGAAACGAUCUGAUUCGGUCUCGUUCUCAUCAUGGCCAAGAGAUAACAACCUUGUUCUUAUCAUUGGCAAGUGUUACCAAGUAAUUUUUUUUCUACAAGUUGAUAACAUAUUUUAAAAAUUGUAUUUAUUAUUUGACAGUAAAUUAUCAAGGCGAGGAUCGGAGACUUCCUUGUUGUCAACUUCAAGUGAAAAAGUGAGUGGUUAAAAAAAGUUAAAUGUGAAACCUUUUCAUUUUGUAUUAUUACAAACCAAAAAAACAAAGCAAUUUGCAAAAAGUAAUGCUAACCUACACAAGUCGGAUUUAAAAAAAAAAAUUGCAUGUCAUAUGUAUAUUUUCUACGAAGUCUCACCAUGUGCAAAUCACACGUUUGAAUGUAAGAAUAUAUAUAUAUGUUUAAUAAACGCAUGAUGACUUUCUUCAUUGUACGCCUAUGUCUGUGUUUUUUUUACUUGCAGCUUGCAGGCACUCACUUUGAUAACAACAUGAACUUUGGCUUCAACCCACCGUCUUCAAAAAAAGAUCUAACUCACUAUGUCAAGGACCUUGAAGGCGCCUUUGAUUAUCUUGUGUUCUUAAGUAAGUUGAUCAGUUCCAAGGUACUUCACUUUCAUGGCUUUAGAAAAGUUUUAAUUUAGUGUUAAAAAAAAUUAUAUGUACGUUCCGUCAUUUAACUCACGUGCUGAAAGCCUUCAGGGUGUCACUCAGCCGAGUUAUGACAUUAAAACUUAUGGGCUCAUUUAAAUAUUAUAAGCAAGGAAAAAUUCCCUUGUACCAACCCUCUCCCCUUGUUGCUUUGAUUACAUCUGUGGCCGAAUUGGUCUAAACUGAGUCAGUCCCAAGCUUGUGGACUGGAGUUCAAUCCCCAGCAAAAGCCUAAAAAAGCAAAAACACCCCAGCAUCCCAGGUAGAAUGGGACUCGUUAACCUUGGAUGGCAACUCAUCUAAGGGAAGGAAAACUCUGCAUUCAACAAUGAUAAUAAUAAUAAAUAUAUAUAAACGAUCUAGCUACCCUUCCACACCAAAUAGUUUGAUUUAAUGUUUUAAAAUUGGUCAUGUCUAGGCACAUAUAUCAUGAUGUGGACAUAAUUUUUUCUUGUAUUUCCUUGCCUGCUUACAACAACAGUCAGGGAAGUGUUCAAGGCCCCCCGGUGGUUCCAGCAGCUGACGCUCUCUGCCAGGAUACUGCUGAAGGAGACGGUGGAGAACUACCUGGACUACCACAUAGAUUACAAGCUGGCUCAGGUCACACAAGAGCAUCGACUAGUUAGUUUGAUUCAUUUGUUGAGAGGUGAGGCCAUCAGCACAUUGCGUUAACGCUUAACUGAGCAUCCAUAUUUCCUCAUUACGUUACAUACGUUACUUUUUAUUAUUGUUAAAUUAUAGUUGAAUAUUGAUUUCUAUGUUUAACCGCCAAUCCCAUGAAGGGGAGAGCAGCCAGUAUUGAAAGGGUCAGCAGCCAGUAUGAUAUUUAUAUUUGUUUUGUUUUGUUGUUAUACAGCUGUUUUUUAUAUUACAUAAAUGUAUGUAAUUUUUUUAAUGUCAUGAUUGUGUUGGCUAAUAUUUUCAUGUGCAGCGCGGUGAGCCCUAAGCUUGGGUACAGUGCUAUAGAAGACCACUGUAAUAAUAAACAAUAAUAAUAAUAAAAUGUAUGGCUCUUGGACACAAAAUACUGGGAUAAUCUCAUCAUGGGAAACUAAAUAAAGAAAAAUUAUUGGCUCUUGGACACAAAAUACUGGGAUAAUCUCAUCAUGGGAAACUAAAUAAAGAAAAAUGUAUGGCUCUUGGACACAAAAUACUGGGAUAAUCUCAUCAUGGGAAACUAAAUAAAGAAAAAUUAUUGGCUCUUGGACACAAAAUACUGGGAUAAUCUCAUCAUGGGAAACUAAAUAAAGAAAAAUUAUUGGCUCUUGGACACAAAAUACUGGGAUAAUCUCAUCAUGGGAAACUAAAUAAAGAAAAAUUAUUGGCUCUUGGACACAAAAUACUGGGAUAAUCUCAUCAUGGGAAACUAAAUAAAGUAAAAUUAUUGGCUCUUGGACACAAAAUACUGGGAUAAUCUCAUCAUGGGAAACUAAAUAAAGUAAAAUUAUUGGCUCUUGGACACAAAAUACUGGGAUAAUCUCAUCAUGGGAAACUAAAUAAAGAAAAAUUAUGUAAAAUUCCGCUCCCACCCCCUUUUUGUUUUAAGAAGAGAAAAAAAAAAAAAGUAAAAUAAUGUUCUGAUGCUAGUUCUGAUGCUAGUUCUGAUGCUAGUUCUGAUGCUAGUUCUGAUGCUAGUUCUGAUGCUAGUUCUGAUGCUAGCAUCGUCUUAAAUUCAUUUGCUCUCCAUUUACAGAUAUACUUUUCUUUGAUGAAGAUCCACCCAGGUAAGAGAUGAAAUACCUCUUCUCUAAUAAAUGCACUACUUCUCUAUUAGAGAAAACAGAAAAGAAUUACUUGAUGUGCUUAUUAUCUAAUGGGGCAGUUGCAGUUGUCUGGUUUAACUAUUCAUCAAAAUUCAAUCAGUGAUAUAUUGUGUUUUUGGCUCAUCAUAUCUGUGAUAAGUUCCAAGUCUCACAUCUAUACAACUUGACCAAAGUCUCAUACACCCUCUAAUCUAUACAACUUGAAUUGAGUCUCACACACCCUCUGAUCUAUACAACGUGAAUUGAGUCUCACACACCCUCCGAUUUAUACAACUUGACUUGAGUCUCAUAUAAACUCUGAUCUAAACAACUUGAAUUGAGUCUCAUACACCCUCUGAUCUAUACAACUUGACUUGAGUCUCAUACACCCUCUGAUCUAUACAACUUGAAUUGAGUCUCACACACCCUCUGAUCUAUACAACGUGAAUUGAGUCUCAUACACCCUCUGAUCUAUACAACGUGAAUUGAGUCUCACACACCCUCUGAUCUAUACAACGUGAAUUGAGUCUCAUACACCCUCUGAUCUAUACAACUUGACUUGAGUCUCAUAUAAACUCUGAUCUAUACAACUUGAAUUGAGUCUCACACACCCUCUGAUCUAUACAACGUGAAUUGAGUCUCAUACACCCUCUGAUCUAUACAACGUGAAUUGAGUCUCAUACACCCUCUGAUCUAUACAACUUGACUUGAGUCUCAUACACCCUCUGAUCUAUACAACUUAACUUGAGUCUCAUACACCCUCUGAUCUAUACAACUUGACUUGAGUCUCAUAUAAACUCUGAUUAUACAACUUGACUUGAGUCUAAUACACCCUCUGAUCUAUACAACUUGACUUGAGUCUCAUAUAAACUCUGAUCUAUACAACUUGACUUGAGUCUCAUACACCCUCUGAUCUAUACAACUUGAAUUGAGUCUCACACACCCUCUGAUCUAUACAACUUGAAUUGAGUCUCAUACACCCUCUGAUCUAUACAACUUGACUUGAGUCUCAUAUAAACUCUGAUCUAUACAACUUGACUUGAGUCUCAUACACCCUCUGAUCUAUACAACUUGAAUUGAGUCUCAUACACCCUCUGAUCUAUACAACGUGAAUUGAGUCUCACACACCCUCUGAUCUAUACAACGUGAAUUGAGUCUCAUACACCCUCUGAUCUAUACAACGUGAAUUGAAUCUCAUACACAUACACCCUCUGAUCUAUACAACUUGACUUGAGUCUCAUAUAAACUCUGAUCUAUACAACUUGACUUGAGUCUCAUAUAAACUCUGAUCUAUACAACGUGAAUUGAGUCUCACACACCCUCUGAUCUAUACAACGUGAAUUGAGUCUCAUACACCCUCUGAUCUAUACAACUUGACUUGAGUCUCAUAUAAACUCUGAUCUAUACAACUUGAAUUGAGUCUCACACACCCUCUGAUCUAUACAACGUGAAUUGAGUCUCAUACACCCUCUGAUCUAUACAACGUGAAUUGAGUCUCAUACACCCUCUGAUCUAUACAACUUGACUUGAGUCUCAUACACCCUCUGAUCUAUACAACUUGACUUGAGUCUCAUACACCCUCUGAUCUAUACAACUUGACUUGAGUCUCAUACACCCUCUGAUCUAUACAACUUGACUUGAUUCUCAUAUAAACUCUGAUUAUACAACUUGACUUGAGUCUCAUACACCCUCUGAUCUAUACAACUUGACUUGAGUCUCAUAUAAACUCUGAUCUAUACAACUUGACUUGAGUCUCAUACACCCUCUGAUCUAUACAACUUGAAUUGAGUCUCACACACCCUCUGAUCUAUACAACUUGAAUUGAGUCUCACACACCCUCUGAUCUAUACAACUUGAAUUGAGUCUCAUACACCCUCUGAUCUAUACAACUUGACUUGAGUCUCAUAUAAACUCUGAUCUAUACAACUUGAAUUGAGUCUCAUACACCCUCUGAUCUAUACAACUUGAAUUGAGUCUCACACACCCUCUGAUCUAUACAACUUGAAUUGAGUCUCAUACACCCUCUGAUCUAUACAACUUGAAUUGAGUCUCACACACCCUCUGAUCUAUACAACUUGAAUUGAGUCUCAUACACCCUCUGAUCUAUACAACUUGAAUUGAGUCUCACACACCCUCUGAUCUAUACAACUUGAAUUGAGUCUCAUACACCCUCUGAUCUAUACAACUUGAAUUGAGUCUCACACACCCUCUGAUCUAUACAACUUGAAUUGAGUCUCAUACACCCUCUGAUCUAUACAACUUGAAUUGAGUCUCACACACCCUCUGAUCUAUACAACUUGAAUUGAGUCUCAUACACCCUCUGAUCUAUACAACUUGAAUUGAGUCUCACACACCCUCUGAUCUAUACAACUUGAAUUGAGUCUCAUACACCCUCUGAUCUAUACAACUUGAAUUGAGUCUCACACACCCUCUGAUCUAUACAACUUGAAUUGAGUCUCAUACACCCUCUGAUCUAUACAACUUGAAUUGAGUCUCACACACCCUCUGAUCUAUACAACUUGAAUUGAGUCUCAUACACCCUCUGAUCUAUACAACUUGAAUUGAGUCUCACACACCCUCUGAUCUAUACAACUUGAAUUGAGUCUCAUACACCCUCUGAUCUAUACAACUUGAAUUGAGUCUCACACACCCUCUGAUCUAUACAACUUGAAUUGAGUCUCAUACACCCUCUGAUCUAUACAACUUGAAUUGAGUCUCACACACCCUCUGAUCUAUACAACUUGAAUUGAGUCUCAUACACCCUCUGAUCUAUACAACUUGAAUUGAGUCUCACACACCCUCUGAUCUAUACAACUUGAAUUGAGUCUCAUACACCCUCUGAUCUAUACAACGUGAAUUGAGUCUCACACACCCUCUGAUCUAUACAACGUGAAUUGAGUCUCAUACACCCUCUGAUCUAUACAACGUGAAUUGAAUCUCAUACACAUACACCCUCUGAUCUAUACAACUUGAAUUGAGUCUCCUCACACACCCUCUGAUCUAUACAACUUGACUUGUAUCUCAUACACUCUGAUCUAUACAACUAAACUUGAGUCUAAUAUAAACUCUGAUCUAUACAACUUGACUUGAGUAUUAAUUGUGUGUAUGGUUCAACUUUUUGCAAGGUCACUUGUUAGCAAACUUUCCAAAAAAUCAUAGUAUGGUGAAAUAUGGCUGACAACUUAAUCUCAUGGUGCAUUUUUAUGUGUCAUGUCCUGACACAGAUCAUUCAUGUACUGACACAGGUCAUUCAUGUACUGACACAGGUCAUUGAUGUAAUCUUCUUUGAAAUCAAAUUUAUAAGUCUAUUCAUCAUCAUCUUCUUCUAUAUUUUUUUAGGACCCACAAUCAAUAUAUUGAUCAUUCUGGCACCUAUCAUAGAUAUGUUUGCUAUUAAUAGUUCAGAUCCACAAAAAGGGGCUAGACUUUUUUGUGUGUAUUCUUCUAAAUGUAAAAGAAAAUGCCAUUCAGUGAUUAAAAAAAAGAAAUUACCAUUUUUCAUAUCACUUAUUCAGACUUCAUAUUUUAUUUGCUUUCACUGUAUUACCUACCACUUGUAAUUGAUGUAAGUGAAUUUCUUUUCAAAAACGUUUAUCACCUGUAAUUUUUUGGUGUUGGAAUAGGGCAUAUGACAUGUGACACAUCUUAGAUGUUGGAAUAUGACAUGUAACACAUCUUAGAUUUUGGAAUAUGACAUGUGAGACAUCCUGGGUGUUGGAAUAUGACAUGUGACACAUUUUUAUUCUCUAGAACUGAUGAGGACAAAAGGAAAAGAUAUGAGAAGGCUCUCAAAGAAUUAAUAGAUUUCAUCCCAUGUAAGUUGUGCCCGUUAUUUUAUGCAUGGCUUUUAGUUCCAUCACGUGCAGGUAUGAGGCUUUUGAGCACAUUGCUGCACUGUGACAUAAUUUGAGUUUCUUAUAUCAGACCUGUUUACUCUUACGAUUUUGGCAUACAAUGUACGAUUUUGAGGUGUAUACAUUAUAUAUACAGCACGUUUUUGCUCUAUAAAGAGAAUGUAUUGAAUGAUUAUAUGAUGAUAUUGUACGAUUUUAAGGGUUUGAGGGUAAACAGGUCUGUUAUAUUCACAUACACAUAUCUUUUGUAAAAAACAUAUAUGUUCUGUCAUUAGGUAUAUGGAAUUUGUUAGGAAAUAGGAAAGUCUUAAAAAUUAUGCGAAUAAAUAUAUGGAAAUUUCACAUUGUUAAAAUUAUUGAAUAACAAUUUUUUUUUUCAUUCAUUGAAAAUUAGAAAAUACAGAGUAUUCUAUAAAAAAUAAAAUGUUCUUCCUAUUAUAAGCUUAAAAUUGAUCACAAGGAAAUUUUACAUUUCUGUAUGCAUGUCAGAAAUAGAUAAAAUAUAUAUGGAAAGAAAGGAAAUUUUUGUAUCUCUUCUACAAGAUUUCAUCUUUUUUUGGUGAUACUAAUUACUAAUUAUUAUUAUAAAGCGCAACAUUGUUCUCCAAAUUUAAUACACAUUUUUAAACUCAAUAUUUUAACCCUUUCUCCUUCCACAAUGAACAAGUGAUGUUUCAUGAUAUUAUGUUUCUAUUUUUUAAACUUUUUCUCUCCUUACUUUGUAUUCUUUCCUUUUACACAAUUUAUUUCUCUCAGUUUAGAAAUAUGAUAUUUUCUCUCAAUUUACAAUAUAUUAUUUUCUCUCAAUUUACACAUAUAUUAUUUUCUCUAAAUUUACACAUAUAUUAUUGUCUCUCAAUUUACACAUAUUAUUUUCUCUCAAUUUUACAUACAUUAUUUUCUCUCAAUUUGCAUAUAUAUUAUUUUCUCUCAGUUGACACAUACAUUAUUUUUGUUUAUGCUUGCAACAGCGCCCCUGACUUCAGCAUUAAGCGUCUCCAAAACAAAGGAAGGAUGUGAACUUCUUCUUCAAAUAUUUCAACAGCCCAAACUCAACAAGCAGGUAAAUGUUUCAUUGAACAAGUUGACCUUUGACUUUUAAUUUAACAGGUUUCAUUGUCAGCAUGUAGAGUCAUGAUGUUUGUCUUGCUGUGUAUGUAGUGUUCUCAUGUUAUAUACUAUAAUGUCAUCAUGUGGCGUAGUUAGUGUCAUGCUGCAUAUGUGGUGUCCUCAAGUUAUGUAUGUAGUUUGUCCUCUGCAUAUGAAGUAUCAUCAUGCAUAUAUUGUUUUUUUUAUGUGUGUUGGGCUGUCUUGUUAAACAUGUUGUAUCAUGUUGUGCUUGGUAUGUCAUGUUGUGUAUGUAGUUUUAUGUAUGUAGUUGCCCUACGAUGCAUAUUUAGUGUCAUGUGUAUUUUGUAGAUUCACUAUGCUUAAAAUGUCAUCACGUUACAUAUGUUGAGUCUUGUAUGUGGUGCAAUAUUGUUACCUAUUUAAGUAGUGCGUAUGUAGUAUCUUCAUGUUAAAUACCAUAAUUUGAGUUGUUGGAUAUGAGGUCAUGUUUGCAUUAGGACUGAGAAUACAUAAACGUAUGCUGAAAACUUGUCAACACCAACCAGAUUUUUCCCUAAAUCAUCCCUUGUACAUAAUUUAUUCAACAAAAAUAAAUGUGUCAAUAAAUUUAAGAUGGCCCCUACAGAUGUCACCAAGUAUAUUUUUAGAUCUUUGUUCUUGCCACUUAAAUUCUACAAGUUUGUAUCGGUAUUGCAUCAUGAAACACAUUUCACUUUUCGUGUCUGACUGACAAGUGAUCUCUUACUUUCUUCCCCUUGAUCUUUGUUUGCAGCUGAGCUAUGUGCUGUUGGACGUUGUUGUACAAGAACUGUUUCCGGAAUUAUCGUGAAGCUGCCCAAAGUAAUGUCGGGAAAUUCAAGGACAUUUGUCGGACCAAAAGGAGUAAAAAAUGUUAAAAUAUUGGGGCCAUAAAUUUCUCUUGUUGAUUUAAUUUUUUAACAAGUUUUCAAAGGCACAAAUCAAGCACUAAUUUAUUUCGAUAUUAUUUAUAAAUGGAUGAUGUAAUGAAUUAUAAUUUUUUAUUUUUUUUUGCCAAAUUAUUUUAAUAUGUUUAAAAUGUUGUUGAGAUGUGAAAGUGUGGAACUGAUUGGAACUGAUUUAGAACGAAUCCUUAUUUACUCAUGUAAAUUUACAUAGGAAAGAGAGGAAUUAUUUAAUCACCAAAAUAUCAGGUCACAAAACUGAAUUGUUAAUUACCAUAUACAACCGUUCAUAAGCCGAUUUUUGAAAAUAUUUUGUGGGGGAUAAUAGGGAAUGUCAGUUUAUGAGCAGGUCUUAGGAGAUUUGUAUAAUUUACUCCAGGGUCAUUGAUCCUAUUAAGGAGAAAAAAAUGUAGAAAAGAGUAAUUGAUGGCAGUCAGCUAUGAGCUGCAAAAAAUUGGCAUUGUGCAAAAUUCGGUCAAAUAUUUUGUCCUCACUUUGCAAUCGCAGUGAUUGGCUAUGAAAGUAAAUACAUUGGACAAUAAUCGAUGGCAAGGUCCUAUUUUUCGGAAAUAUUCAGUAUGGCAGUAUGUUUCCGUAAACAUGCGAAGGGAGUGUCUGGGUUAUACACAAUACUUUAUGUUUAUUAGUUUAAACUGCAAGUCUUUUUACAGACUCAAUAAUUUUAAAAUUUUGGAUUUUAAAAAAAAAGGAAAAUUAUUUUUUUACAAUUUUGCUUCUACUGAGAUAUUAUUUUAUGGGGUCAGCUUAUGAGCCUGUUAGACUUUGCAGACUUUUCCCAGUCCAAAAUUAAGGAGUUUUGCUUAUGGACGAGUUAUUAAAGUAGGUGACAGGGGGACAACCAUGUAAUUGAUAUUUCAGUCUGCUACAAGAGUCUCAUGUUAUCGACAUAUUUUUUUUAGUGUCUAUGCCUUGUAUUUUAACCUUUAUUUUUUUUCUCAGAGGUCCUCUACAAUGAAAUUUGUAUAUUGCAAAAUGAAAUAGGUACAAAUAAGUGUGUCAAAUUUGAGCUUACAUUUGAAGCAGGGCUGGUCCCAAUUCUUGUAGUACACCAUCCAGAUAACAGCAUCUUCUAUAAGAUUUGUCCACCAAAGAAUAUCAAUAAGCUGUCCCUUCCAAUCAGUUGUGGAUGUGUAGUAGCUGGGUUGUAAAGAGUUAUCGAGCAGACAACAUAGUUUAAUGACUGUCAUUAGGGGGUUGGAUAUUUUUUACUCUGAAAUUUGUAGUAAAUCAGUUAUUUAACAAAAAAUUUUGGGGGGAUAAAUUCAUGAUGAAUGUUUCUGUCUCAACACUCAUACUUGUUUAUACCAGCUGUGCAACAUUUAAUGAAAUCAAAGAAAGUUUUAUAAGGAUGCUGUAGCGUGGAAUAACUCACUCAUCAUGAAUAUCUUGAUGCACCCGUCAAACCUGCCCCUACCAGCAGUAGCAUUCCAACCUCAGAUUCAGUCCUCGUUCUAGUAAAAGCUGAACAUUUAUAUAGUGCAAUCACUUAGCCCCUCAGCAUAUGUUGUACCAUCAUGAACACAUCAAUGAACAUUUCCGCCCCACCAGCAGUAGCAUUGCAACCUCAGAUUCAGUCCUUGUUCUAGUAAAAGCUGAACAUUUACAUAGUCCAAUCACUUAGCCCCUCAGCAUAUGUUGUACGUCUCCAUCAUGAACACAUCAAUGAACAUUUCUGCUCCACCAGCAGCAGCAUUGCAACCUCAUAUUCAGUCCUCGUUCUAGUAAAAGCUGAACAUUUACAUAGUCCAAUCACUUAGCCCCUCAGCAUAUGUUGUAUAUCCCCAUCAUGAACAUUUUGACAUCAUACUUUUAAGAAAGAGAAUAAGGAAUGAGUUUUUUUUUUUUUUCAAAACGUUUGCCCAUAAUUUGUAAAUACAUGUAUUUUUUACUUCUUAUCAUGAUCACUAGGCAAAAUUAUGCACAAUUUGCAUUUCUCCUCCAUUUCAUCUGAGCUAUAUUACAAAAAAUGAAUAAUAUGCAUCCACCUACAAAUACCUCGAUGACUUUUAAUGCUGAUGUCGGCGCGUGACAUGACUUCCAUUAGCUUGUUAAAUAAAUUAACAUUAGCAAUCGGAAAUAAAUUGUGGUUCAUUUUGUAUCUCUCAAGAAGACAUACCUAGAACAGCUGUCAGGCUAUAGAGACAGAGCAAAUACUCACUGUUGCUUCACUUUAAUUUUAAUGAAGAAUAUUAUGGUUUCUAUAGUUUUACAUAUGUCAUUAUAUAUUUCAUUACAUUUUGUCACGAAGAGGCACACAGCAUAUUUAAUCUCACUAUUAAUUUUACUGAAUAUUUUCAAUGCAAACAUUAUCCUAAAAGAUUCUUAUUUUUAUUAGAGAAAUAGAGUGAAUGUGUUUGAUGUAACAGACAAGAACGAUGUUUCUGACCAAUCUCUCCUGUAUAUUUAUGCUAUGUAACCAAUGCAUUCCACUUCACAUAAGGAUUUCAUUUGAUAUUUCCUCUAUUCUAUUCUAUGUCAUGUACAAAUGUUAUUAUAUCUUCUCAUUGAUGCAUUACCCUAGGAUUUGUUGACAUGUGCAAUAUGUGUCGUAACUUAAUUUUUGAGAGAAAACUUCUUUGUCUUGUGUUGUGAAGAUUUCAUUUUUCUUCAAAUUAAUUAUUUUAAAAUAAUAUAUUAAUAUAUUUAAAACUACAGUUGUAAACAUUGUCAGGUCUGUUUUUUAAGUUGCAAGCAUGGUGUUAAAAGUUGAGAGUAUCUGUUAAAAUUUGCAAGUUUAGUGUUAAAAGUUGCAAUUUUGUGGAGUUACCUAUUUUAUUUCCUCCACUGGGACCUGCUGAAUAGAAGAAUAUGGCACUGUUCCUACUCAUUGGCCCACAUACAUGUCAAUGCAAUAUAUAAGUGUCAACCUAAAGUAUGUGUACGAUAGACUUAACACUGAGAGCUUUAGUUAUGUCUACUAUAAUGUUUUAUUAGGUCAUGUCUAUCAUUUGUUUCAUUACAUUGAGUUGAAUUUUUAUUAUUACAGUUUAACUACCAAAUGUUAACUACCAAAUUUAAAUCAAAAUGUGUAUGAUGAUAUCAUUACUUCAUUGCUUGUUCAAACAGUUUUGAGUUCUGCAUAACAAUUUAUGUGGGGGAAAAAAAGAGGAUAAAAUGUAUUCCGUCUCGGGUCAGCAAUAUUUAAGUUGAUUAUUUAAAAGGCUAUUUCUCUCAUGGAGUCUGUGAAUUGGGUCAUAUCCAAUGAGGCCACGAAAAAGAAUUGCUCAAUUGACCGAACAUCAAUCUGACCCAACUUCUGUACUCUUCAAUCUCAACAUUUUAUAAAGAAACACAAAUCUUUAAAAGUAAUUCAUUUCUGUAUUGUAAUCCUUCAUUAAAAGCUAUUCUGGUGUCAUGUCCACUUAGUUAAGGAGUACUUGUGUUACUUGGGAUUAAUUUUCAAUGAAAAUAUAAUUAAAAUUAAAGAUUUUUGGGUCUUUUUUGAAGGAUAGAUUUGUAAAAAAAAAAAAAUAUCUUAAAGAAAGAAUACAUCUUGAUUAGUUCAAAGGUUAAGACUUAAAGGCCAGUAAAAUCGAUCAAUGUUUGCUCCAUUUUGUAGGUUGAACGUGUACCACAUCUCACCCCACCCAAAGAGUUCCCUGAGGUUGCUUGUUAAUUUCUAUUCAUUUUUUUUCUCUAUAUAUCUAAAUCUAACUAAAAUAUUUUGUUUGGGUAAAAUGUUAAUUGAACCAAUAGUUUCAUCCGAUCACAUUCUGUCUGCUUAUGUUUCGUGAAUGGUUGGUGUAAGGUAUUUCGUGAAUGAUUGGUUUAAGGUGGUUGACUAAUCUGAAUCAUGACACCAUUAAAAAUGUUAUUAUUCUCAUUCAAUGCUCUGUUAUUUUUAAUUUUU